Molecule: messenger RNA, 1932 nt
Organism: Chondrus crispus (carragheen)
Lineage: Eukaryota; Rhodophyta; Florideophyceae; Gigartinales; Gigartinaceae
Product: flavin-dependent tRNA:m5U methyltransferase trmFO
Exons: 1
Coding region: 1-1932 (643 amino acids)
Biological process (GO): tRNA wobble uridine modification; tRNA methylation
Molecular function (GO): flavin adenine dinucleotide binding
Source: RefSeq, a predicted model, not a curated record
AUGUGGGACGAUCAAACCUACGACGUCGUCGUUGUCGGAGCCGGUCACGCCGGCUGCGAGGCCGCCAUGGCGUCUUCCUUCCGCGGCGCCCGCACUCUCCUGCUCACGCUCAACCUGGACCGCAUCGCGUGGCAACCGUGCAACCCCGCCGUCGGGGGCCCCGCCAAGUCCACUUUGGUCCACGAAGUCGAUGCCAUGGGGGGCUGGAUCGGAAAAGUCGCCGACCGUACCUACCUGCAGCGUCGCGUGCUUAACCGCUCCAAAGGGCCCGCCGUGUGGGCCCUGCGCGCCCAGACGGACAAGCGCGAGUACUCGCAGGAAAUGACCCGCAUUUUGAACGAGAGGGCUCAGGAAGCAGGGGGCAAUCUCGACAUUCGCGAGGGCAUGGUGCACGACUUGGUUGUCGGUGCAAAUGACGAGGUCGUUGGUGUCACGACCUACUUCGGCUCGGCGUUCAGGUCCAAGACUGUUAUUUUGACGACUGGCACGUUUUUGGGCGGCACCAUUUGGGUUGGAGCAAAGUCCAUGCCGGCUGGAAGGUCGGGUGAGCUGGCGGCAUUUGGACUCACAGAGACUUUGCAGGACCUUGGCUUUGAAACGGGUAGGCUCAAGACGGGGACUCCACCCCGUGUAGACUCGAGAACGGUGGAUUAUUCUGUCAUGGAGCCACAAGGGUCGGACCCGGAUGACCACUGGUUUAGCUUUGAUCCUUCAGAAUGGACGCCCCGAGAAACAAUGUCGUGCUAUCUCACGAGAACGACCGAGGCGACGCACAAAAUGAUUCGCGCCAACCUCCAUCGCACACCCAAGUAUGGUGGCUUUAUGGAGUCAACAGGCCCGAGAUAUUGUCCGAGCAUAGAAGACAAGAUUGUGCGAUUUGCGGAGCGCGGGUCCCACCAGAUAUUUAUUGAACCCGAAGGAAGGACCAUCCCUGAGCUAUACAUUCAGGGCUUUAGUACCGGUUUGCCUGAGGACAUCCAACUCGCCGUGUUGCGGACUAUUCCGGGUAUGGAGAAGGCAAAAAUGAUCCGGCCAGCCUACUCGGUGGACUAUGACUACGUGCCUGCGACGCAGUUGCAUUCGACCAUGAUGUCUAAAAAGUGCGAUGGCUUGUUUCUAGCGGGCCAGGUUUGUGGGACGACGGGUUAUGAAGAGGCUGCAGCGCAGGGGUUGCUGGCGGGUAUCAAUGCCUCGAGAGCGGCAGCAGGCGAAGAUAUGAUGUCGUUGACUCGAGAGAGCUCCUUUAUUGGGACAAUGGUUGACGAUUUAUGCACUAAGGAAUUGUUGGAGCCGUAUCGCGUUCUUACUUCUCGGUCUGAAUACCGCUUGAUGCUACGCGCAGAUAACGCCGAUGCCAGGUUGACCCCUCUUGCGAGAUCCCUGGGAAUGAUAGAUGAGGCGCGGUGGGGUUUGCACACGGAGAAGUCGGAACGGCUCAAGAACGAACUUGCUCGUCUGCGGAGCUCACGAAUAUCAGGAAGAAGUGACGCUGCAGUUAUCCUGCGAGAAAAGUGUCGGGCAACGGUGCGCGAGAGUUCUUCUCUGGCAGACCUCCUGCGCCAGCCAGGCGUACAUUACCAGAAUUUGGAUGAGGCCGGGGUGGGGGGCACACUCGCGAAUACGUUUGAACGUGAGCAGGUUGAAACCGAGUUGAAAUACGAGGGCUAUAUCCGUCGCCAGGCCGAGGAGGUAAAAAAAGCUGCAAAGACUAUGUCGAAGAAAAUUGAAGCAAAGCUCGAUUACAACAGCAUUUAUGGGUUGCGUCUGGAAGCCAGAGAGAAACUCUCCAAGCUGCGUCCAGAGACGCUUGGACAGGCAUUUCGUAUGGGAGGUGUGAAUCCCGCGGACAUCACCGUUCUCAAGAUUCAUCUCGAGAAAAUGAGCAUGCAAAGGAAGCCACGAGUGGCGGCCAGAGCAGAAGAUUCGGCAUAA